UACUCCUGUUUUUGUGUACUCCUGUACUUGUGUACUCCUGUACUUGUGUACUCCUGUUCUUGUGUACUCCUGUACUUGUGUACUCCUGUUCUUGUGUACUCCUGUUCUUGUGUGCUUGUGUACUCCUGUACUUGUGUGCUCCUGUACUUGUGUACUCCUGUUCUUGUGUACUCCUGUUCUUGUAUGCUUGUGUACUUGUGUACUCCUGUACUUGUGAACUUGUGUACGUGUGUACUCCUGUCGUACUUCUAUACUGCUUGUAUCCAAGUAUAUGCUUGCAUACUUGGAUAUUGAGAAACGGCCAAGCAGUGAAUCCCAUCUACCCUCCCAACAGCAGGUGGCAGCAGAGCUCCACCCUGUGACAUCAGAGCGCUGAUCGGUGAAGCGAGAAAAAGAGAAAAACGCUGUUGUGUCGUCACUUCCUGUUGCAGUUAAAGAUGGAGUUUGGAGUAAAGAUGAGUCUGUGGGAAGAUGGACCGAGGCCCGGGCAGCUUUAUUCUCUGUUCCCCGGCGGCAGCAGCAGCAGCAGCGGACCAGUCCCCGCCUGUGCUCCGAUCAAACACACACUGACACCGAUGGUGACGGGGACGUCGGUCCUCGGGGUGAAGUUUAGCGGUGGUGUGAUCAUUGCUGCAGACAUGUUGGGCUCGUAUGGUUCUCUGGCUCGCUUUAGGAACAUCUCUCGCCUCAUGAAGGUGAACAACAGCACCAUCCUGGGAGCUUCAGGAGACUACGCUGACUACCAGCACCUGAAACAUGUCAUCGAACAGAUGGUGAUUGAUGAGGAGUUGCUAGGCGACGGUCACAGCUACAGUCCAAAGGCACUGCACUCAUGGUUGACCAGAGUGAUGUAUAACCGCCGCAGCAGAAUGAACCCACUGUGGAACACUGUGGUCAUCGGAGGCUUCUACAACGGAGAGGGUUUCCUUGGGUAUGUGGACAAACUGGGCGUGGCCUAUGAGGCUCCCACAGUGGCCACUGGUUUUGGAGCGUACCUGGCUCAGCCUCUGAUGAGAGAGGUGGUGGAGAACAAGGUGGAGAUCAGCCAGCAGGAGGCGCUGGACCUGGUGGAGCGCUGUCUCAAAGUGCUCUACUACAGAGACGCUCGCUCCUACAACAGGCACGAGAUCGCCAUAGUAACAGAAAAAGGCGUGGAGAUUAUCGGCCCGCUGUCAUCUGAAACCAACUGGGACAUUGCUCGCAUGGUCAGUGGCUUUGAAUGAAGACCAGCUGCAUCCUCUCAUAUUCACUCGUUCACUGUCUGUUUUUGUACAAUGAAAAUAAAACCAAAAAAAUCUC
Molecule: messenger RNA, 1299 nt
Organism: Solea solea (common sole)
Lineage: Eukaryota; Metazoa; Chordata; Actinopteri; Pleuronectiformes; Soleidae
Gene: psmb4
Product: proteasome 20S subunit beta 4
Exons: 8
Coding region: 438-1223 (261 amino acids)
Cellular component (GO): proteasome core complex
Source: RefSeq, a predicted model, not a curated record